This is a messenger RNA of Cladocopium goreaui, 1992 nucleotides long. NCBI's taxonomy places the organism in Eukaryota, Dinophyceae, Suessiales, Symbiodiniaceae. The record is from the annotation of a GenBank genome assembly.
AUGAAAGUGGCGGAUGAUCGCUCCAUUCUGGUGAGGGUAGGCCCAAGUGGACACCAGUGGCGGAAGUAUGUCUUCGAUGCCUGCUUACCCGACGAUCGUUCCCAGAAGCAGGUCUUCCAAGACAGCGGCGUGGUGUACCUGCUAGAUGAGGCCCUGGCGGGCUAUGCCGCCACGGUCUUGGCCUACGGACAGACGGGGAGCGGCAAGACCUACACCAUGAUGGGGCGAUCAGUGUCUGCAGAGCGGAACAAUGCAGACGAGGUCAAGAAGAGCGAUGGCAUGAUCAUGCGCGCCGCGCGGCGGCUCUUUCGUCACAUCGGUGAGAUGUCAAAUGCGCGCGUGACGGUCACCGCGUCCUUCGCAGAAAUUUUCAAUGCCCCCGGAGCGGUCAAUGAGUGCAUUUGCGAUUUGCUCAACCCCGACGCUGGUAAUCUGCAGGUGAGGUUUAGCCAGAAACAUGGCUUCUUCAUCAGCGACCUGGCGGUCAUGGAGUGCACCAGCAUUGCCGAUGUGAGAUCUGUCUUGGAGGCCGGCAUGGCGAACCGCCGGGUCUCCGCGCACGCGCUGAACCGCGAGAGCUCGCGGACGCACGCGCUGUUUGCCUUGCACAUCGACUGCGAGAAAUUUGCGGAGGAUGAUGGUUCCAGCUCACCCACGCGCACCUACGGCAAGGUGACCUUUGUGGACUUAGCUGGAAGUGAACGGUUGAAGGAGAGCCUUUCAGAAGGGAACGCGCGGAAGGAAACCCAGGCGAUCAACAAGUCCCUGUUCACCCUUGGGCAGGUGAUCUCCCAACUCUCCCAAGGACGCCCUGAGAGGCAUGUACCCUACAGGAAUUCCAAGUUGACGCAGCUCCUACAGGACAGCUUCGGAGGGUCAGCGCUAUGUCUCAUGGUCACCUGCAUCUCGCCCCCCUCAGCCUUUGCUGAAGAGACAGUGAACUCUCUGAACUAUGCGCAGAAGGCCAUGAAUAUCCAAAACACGCCCAUCUUGCAGCUGGACGAGCAGCAGCGUGUUCUCUUGGACCUGCGUUCGGAGAAUGCCCAGCUGCGACGUGAGUUGCAGGGCUACAAGCACCGCUUCGGCGCCUUGGAGGGUGGCUAUGCAGAGGACGCAGGCCCCACCCGGGGCGGCCCUACAGCCUCAGUGGAUGUAGGCGAUCUGCGCGCCACGCCUUUUUCGAAGGCUUCCCCAAGGGGCCACAGUUUGCCGCCCGACUUCUCGCCGCAGGCACCUGAGACGUAUCGCCCGCCACUACCCAGUGCCGUGGCCUCUCCCAAUUCUGCCCGCAGUGGAUCACGGGAGGGUUCAGGCAGCGGAGGUAGCUAUGCCUUGGCUGCGGUCAAGAGACAGCAGUUGAAGGCCCCGCAUGGACCGACGAGGUCGACAAAAAGCCAAGGGAAGCAAUUGCCUCCGUUGCCACAGCGAGGCUCCACCAGUGGCUCAGCCCCAGGCGGCGUUCGCGCGGAGGCAGCUCCAAAUGGUUUAACGCCCUGCAGUUGGCCCAGUCGCAGGCCUUCGAAAAGCGCCGCACCCUCCGGACAGAGUGGACAGGGUGCUCGAGAACUGGAGGAGGUGCAGCAAAGCGUGUCAGAGCCCUGUCGUCGCGAGCCGGUGACAGAUGGGCAAACACCCAAGGUCUUCCGUGGCAGCCGCGAGAUCACGGAGGAGAUCUCCGCGCUGACGGUGGAGCAGCUGGACUACCUGGACCGGGCCAAGUGGAGCGAAUGGCAGGUGGACUUUGGACCGCCAGCAGUUCCUCAGCAUUCCGCAAGGGCUGCCAGUGCCACUUCUUCCAGUUCAUCUGAAGGCGAUGUUCAGAGCGAUGGCUCCGAGCCAGAUGGCUCACAGCAGGAGCUUAUGCCGUCGCCGACCGCGCCACCAGAGCCCGUUCGGGCUGCGCGGCACAGCGAGGACAUGUCGCUGGCGGAGCUGAAUCUGAAGCUGGCGUCAAUGGCACGUGGCCUUCAGAGAACUGCUGGAAUGACCUGA